Molecule: messenger RNA, 1917 nt
Organism: Candidula unifasciata
Lineage: Eukaryota; Metazoa; Mollusca; Gastropoda; Stylommatophora; Geomitridae
Source: the annotation of a GenBank genome assembly
AUGCCCCUUACUCCUGUACAAAUCAAAGAUAAGCUGACAAAUGCUCUCGACGAUGAUAAAAAUGUUAUUGAUGAGAAAGCAGUUGAAGAAGUCCUUACACUUCUGGAGGCCAGUACCAUCACGAAGGAAAUUUUGGAGCAAACACGUCUUGGGAGGGACAUUAACCAUGUGCGGAAAAUCUGCAGAAAUGCUGCUAUAGCAAAACGGGCAAGGAAUCUUGUGAAAGCAUGGAAGCAGUUGAUUCCUGUACCAGGAUCGCCUCAGGUCCUGAACGGUCAGCAUCCGGCACAGAGGAUAAGCCCCGGGCUGACACCAUCCUCCAGGGGUCUGCCGUCACCGGCUUUGGGGAUGAGGCAGCCACAGCUAAAGGCAGGUCCUUGCAGUCCUGCGAUACAGGGCAGGAUUGGCCAGUUAUCCCUGCCCACAUCAAAGCUAGCUCAAGAGACAAAGUCUAGGCCAGGUGAGGUGGUGCAGUCUCCAAAGAUUGGCCAGCUACAGAAAAGUGCCAGUACUGCUUUUGAGGACUCAAAUCUUAGCUGGCCGCGCACACCACCAUCUGUGGCUAGUGACAACAGUUCGGAUCGCCUAACUGGUGAUUCUAAAAUUCAGGAUUCUUCCCCUGCUGAUAGGAACUCUCAGACUAGCACAGGCAAGCGUAAUUUUAAUUUUGACUCUAGAUCAUCGAUUAGUUCCAUAGAGGCAACGUCAAAGGCAGUGAACAGGGCAUCUGAUCAAAGAGAUGUAUCAAAAACAAAUGUUGCUAACCGUAAGAGAACGCGUUCGGGCAUUUCAGAAGACUCCAGUGAUCUGUUGUCCCAACCACCUUCUAAACAGCCUCAUCGUGUUUCAUCAUCUUCAAGUCUUUCAACGUUCGGCAAGAAUGAUGUGAUAAAUGGUUCAGUUAUUAGGAAAAUGGGCGUUAAGUCGCCAGGUUUCAGUGCAAGCCAUGCUGGUUUUUCUUCCGUUCCCAGUCCGAAAACUGCAGUUUCUUCCUCCUUAUCAAAGAGCACCUUGCAAGAUCACUCUGAUGCUUGCUUAUUACCAAACCGCAUUAACCAAAGACUCAACUCCUUACGCCAAGACAGCACUGACUCGCGCCUGGCUUCAGAUACCAAAGGAUCCAGGGAAAAGUUGAAUAAAGUUAAAACCACAGAGCAGCUGAUAGAGGAUAUGCAAAAAAAGUCUGCAACAUCUGUGGGCACAAAAGUUAUAGCUCAGAUACGGACCAACCAGAUAGAGAAAGAACCAGACACUCUGAGAGUUUCUCUUCCACGUGGUGUAACUGGCAGGGGGCGUAACAAGAAAAACUUGGAGCUCCUAGAUGCAGAAACCAGAUCUGAAGGAGGCCGUCUGGCUCAGGCCAAAAGUGAGUACAUUGAAAGGUUUCUGCAGACCUCGGUUGCUCCUACUCCAGGAGAAGAUGCCUUUGAACAGAACUUGUCUCAUUUAUGCCAAGAUUCUUUGGAGGAGCAGCCCCUCAGCCUUGCUGGUUGUAGCUCCUCAUUUGUCCAAUCAGUUUAUAACAGCCGACAAGACAAGCCUGAUUCAGGACCUUCCGCCAGUCCACCGGAAACCAGGGACAUCUUAGAGGGUCCCGGUCAUUUGCCUUCCACCAGUGCAACUGCACUCGACGACAGUAGUUCCACAGCAUUGGAUCAUUUAACUGAGGAGCAGAUCCUGUCCCGCCUUCCGCCGAUAGACUUUGAUAAUAUUGAUUGGACUAGUCAUGACUACCCCUGUCCUCAGCCUGUCCAAGUUAAUGAUGCUCUCGUAGAUAGAUUGCACCACGGCAACUUGGAAGGCAUCAACGGCAACUACGACCGUGACGGCCAGUUCCGACGUUGGCAAGAGAUGCUUACAGUGGAUUCAGUCUCUAUCGAGCCUCUGUAUGUCCUGCCAUAUGUGGUCCUUGAUUGA